Messenger RNA from Lodderomyces elongisporus, 894 nucleotides. It is a transcript of the gene PRP45, whose product is annotated as mRNA splicing protein. The transcript has a single exon. Bases 1 to 894 code for a protein of 297 amino acids. Gene Ontology annotation, biological process: mRNA splicing, via spliceosome. Gene Ontology annotation, cellular component: spliceosomal complex. NCBI's taxonomy places the organism in Eukaryota, Fungi, Ascomycota, Pichiomycetes, Serinales, Debaryomycetaceae. The record is from RefSeq and is a predicted model, not a curated record.
AUGACAUCGACUCCAUUACUGCUAAGUUCACUUCUACCGCGUCCUCGAAAUGCUCUGUAUUUGGAUCCGCUGAUCCUUCUUUCCGAAAUUGCCAAUACGCAACCUGUCAUUUCCAACACCAAGACAUCAUCUAAUGCAACAUCCAUAGUGGCAGCAUCAAAAAUACCAGCAGACAAAGUGCUCACUAUUUCAUCAAUCACUGAAACUGAGCAUGAUACAUACGAGUCUACCAUCCCACUCAAACAAAGAUUUCCUAAUUUGAUCCAUCACUUUCCACGACCGGAGCCAGAUCUCGAUGCAAUAAACAAAACAAAAUUGAUUUUCCAAGAAUUACUAGACAAGCAGCUUGGCCUUGCUGAGGAGAAUGGGAACCAGGGCACUUUAUCCUUACCACGCCCAGGUGUGGUAGUUAGUAAAAGAGGGGGAACAUACGCUGCAGAUCCAAUGUUACCUCCUAAACUUGUAAAACUCGCAAAGAAUAAGCAUCAACGACCUGAAAAUCCACCAGCACCCAUUUUGAAACUGGUACAGAAUAGUUCAGGUUCAGGCCCAAGUCCCGUGGUUGCCGGAAAAUUAAGUAAAGAAGAAAGAGCAAAGUGGGAGAUUCCUGCAGCAAUAUCGAACUGGAAAAAUAAUAAUGGGUUCACUAUUGGAUUGGAGAAACGUAUGAUUGGAAAGAAACGAGGCUUGGAUCAAGAUGAACCCCUGCAAGAUACAAUCAACAUAGACAAGUUUGCUGCUUUGAGUUCUGCAUUACUGUCUGCUGAUGCACAAGCUAGAGAAGAUAUUAGAAGAAGAAACGAGGAAAGAAUGGAGUGUGAUAGAUUAGAGCAAAUGAAACGUGAAGAAAGGAUACGUGAGAUUGCCAAUCGGAGUAAACGAAGGCGAUAUUGA